UGGGUAGCUGGCCGGGGUCUCCUGGCGACGACGAUGGCGGGGGAUGUGGGCGGUCGCAGCUGCACGGAUUCGGAGCUGCUGCUGCACCCGGAGCUGCUGUCCCAAGAGUUCCUUCUCCUCACCCUGGAGCAGAAGAGCAUAGCUGUUGAAAAUGAUGUGAGAAUGAACAAAGACAGUCUUGCUGAUCUUUAUGUCCAGCAUGCAAUACCAUUGCCUCAGAGAGAUUUGCCAAAGAAUAGAUGGGGGAAAAUGAUGGAAAAGAAAAGAGAACAACAUGAGAUAAAAAAUGAAACUAAAAGGAGUGGCGCUGUGGGCGGGUUAAGGAAAAGACCCCUCAUUGUGUUUGAUGGAAGUUCAACAAGUACAAGCAUAAAAGUGAAAAAGACAGAGGAUGGACAUAACGAUCGACUCGAGCCUCCCGCUCAGGCAAGCUUUACCAGUAAUGCCUUUCGAAAAUUAUCAAAUUCCUCUUCAAGUGUUUCACCCCUAAUUUUGUCUUCCAAUUUGCCUGUGAACAAUAAAAUGGAACACAAUAAUAAUGACACUAAACAGAACCAUGACUUAACGCAUAGGAAAAGCUCUUCGGGCGCUGUGAAGUCACCACCUUUGUCCCCUGUUGGAACUACUCCGGUGAAAUUAAAGCGAGCUGCUCCUAAGGAAGAAGCCGAGGCUGUGAAUAACCUGAAGCCCCCAGAAGCAAAGAGGAAGAUACAACAUGUUACAUGGCCAUGAAGGAAAGUUUCCAAAAAUGUAAAUAUAACUGUAACUAGUUUUUCAAACAUGUUCACACACAUUGACAGUAUUUACAGAGAUCCUGAUUGUUAUGGAAUUUUCUUAAGAGAUUUAAAAUUACGUUCAAAAAAAUAGUCUUGUCUUUCCUUUCUUCCUUCCCUCUCUUCCUUUUUUAAAAAAAUUAUUGCCUUUCAUGCCCUGAUUAGGAAAGAAUUUUUUUUUAAAUGAAUGGCUUAGUAUAAGUCUUUUAUAUUGACCCUAGUCAAAUCAUUAGCUGCAAGUCUGGUCCAAAGCAUCUGAUGAAUUUCAGGAAUUAUCCUCAUUAGUCUAUUUUAGUCUUUGGGGGAAUUUGAGAUUUUUUAAAAACUCAAAUAUUUUAGUAGUUCACAAUUUUUAUUUCUUUUCCCAAGCAAAAGAAUAUAACAGUUCCUCACGAUAUUUUAGCAAAUACUGCCAAACUCAUCCUCAAGGUUCACCAAGAAAAGCAUAUGUAUAGUGCUGCCAAUAACCUGUUCAGAAUAUAUGGAUAAAAUUGCUGUUCUUUAAGUGCUUGCAUUGCUUCUUCCCGUAAAAAUCAGGAGAGAAAUCAGUGCUUGCUAUUGCUUCUUUCCUUGAAGUCGUAAUAGAAUUGAUUUAUUCUGAGUUGACUGGUCAGUCUUGACCCUGGUCCACCCUUGAGAAUAUUCUUGUCAUGCAGCAGCCCUCCCUACUCUUUUCAUGAGCAGUCUGUGAUCUCACUCUGUGAGCUCAGGUGUCACUCCCUCCUAGGAGCUUACUCUUCCCUGAAGCUAACUGUAAAAUCUUUGGGUGAAGUAAUCAUGUUAGAAGUGGUACCCGAUGGCAGGAAGUUUAGAGACUUGGAAGAGGGGGGAUAGAAUUCUAGAACUUAAGAGAGUCCAGGGAGUAUGGCAGUGACGGGGAAAACUCAGCGUGAUCUGGAGUAGGCAGAGAGGAGAUGCUGAAGUCAGAAGUCAGCACAGAGUGAUGGCGUAGAAGUGUGCCAGCUGGACGGGGCUCCCUGCUGGUGUAGUAUGGACAGCUUCCCACAGGGCUGUCACACACAGAAGUAUCUGGUAAGGUUUUGUGUUUGUGUUAAAUUGGUAUUCUCAUUCCACUUGUAUAAUGAAAGUCAGUGGGAAAAUAGGGUACACCUUUUAUUCAUGAGUUCUAGUGUCCACUUUUCUGCUAUAUAUUUCUAACCAAGUGCAAAGGAUAGUUUAUACUUUGUCCCUUGUAUGAUUGAUCUUCAGAUUGGGGUUUGCCUUUUCAAUACUUUUUAGAGGAGUCUCAUUCUUCUUUUGAUUUGUUCAAAUAAGCAUUUUAGUUCAGCUAUUCAAUAGCCUUACAAAAAAUUAAUUCAGCCUUGCUGGUAAGUACUGUACUAAAACUCUAACCCUGUAGUUUUUAGCCAUUCUGCCUUUAUCCAGACUGUAAAUUUGUACACAUAAGACAAAAUUGAUACACACUAAGUGUUGCUAAAUUGUUAAUGUUAUAGUAAAUUGUUAAAUAUAUAGUUAUCUGCAGGGCUGAUACGUGUAAUAUUGUUGAAGGACAACUGUGAUCCUAUACAUAAUUGUAUGUUAAGGGAGAUUUUAAAAGUGCAGAUUUUAGGGUAGAAUGACAAAUUAUAUUUGGUUGUCCCCUCUGCUUCCAUCUGCAUUUCUCUCUCAGUUAAGAGAGAGUUAGCAUUUGACAGUUUUAAGUCAGUGGAAACUUAUUUUUAGUUACUCAAUAAAAGUAAUUUUUAAUUUGUAUAUUUAACUUACAGAGUAGGUUGGUAAUAACAGCUGAACUGUGUAACAUUGUUGCUUCAAAUUGAAGUUUAUAUUAUGAACACUCAGAAUCAAUGCUCAUAUAGCAGCAUAUUAUUGAGCUAUUUUGAGUUUGAAAUGUGGAGAAGCACUAAACCAUGUACUUUGUAUUAUAUAAUACCUACAUCUUAGCGUGCUGUGCCUUCUCGAGGUGUAUAGAUGCAGCUUGUCCUGAUAUGUCUUUCUCCACAUAAUGAAGCCUGCUGAGUGAUUGGACUCUGAAGCAGAAGUGUUGGGAAUCCUAUGUUUUGAAGUGUUGCUUUGGUGUGCUUUAAAGGUUAGAAGGACUUGAUUUGAAUGGUGAACAACUUUGGAAUACUCUUUGCUUGUAACCUGGGUUAAUAUUGUUGCUCUUGAUUCUCUAUUCCAGUAAAGCCAGCUUUUCUUAUUAUUGGGGUAGGCAGGUGAUUGACAUUAGAGUCAGUAGGUGGCUUCUGAGAUGUAGUUACAGGCACUUGACCACUUCCUGCCAUUUGCAGGUGGUCUUGUUCUUUUCUUUCUCUCUCUUUGGUUCCCUGUUUUCCUUUUUCUUAUCCUCUUUUCCCAUAUUUUUCCUCCUUUCUGUAGAGCCUAAGCUUUAGGCUUAGGUUUGCAGGUCAUACUGCUUGGCCCUUCUCAUUCCCUGAGGAAUGAGAGGCUGACCCCCAAUCCUCUUACAUUUGAGGGAUCAUAGACUGCUGUGUGAAUUCUGGAAAGUCUCAAGACUCUGCAGCACCCAGGCGCUCAGUUGCUUCCCAGUGGCUGUAAAGGCAGCACAGUUUACCAAAAUAGCUUUUAUUACCUAGACAGCUACCAGGCACUUUGGAAAGUGGGUUCAGCUACUGCUAGGAGGCCAUAAUAUUUUUGCUAGUAUUAAAAUUCUUCAGAAUUUUCAUUAUUAUUUGAAAUAAUAUUUUGGUUGAUGUAAGUUUUGAGAGAUGAUUCUAAAACUGAUCUAGCGACUCAUUCAAUAGCAAUGACGUUUUUAAAACUUACAUUAAGUGAAACUGCCAGUAGAUUAAAUCAUAUGUAAGAGCUUCCUCUAUUUACUACUGCGGAACUUCAGUAAUUUUUAGAGGCUACAAAAUGGUCAAGACGUUUUUAAGUGUGCUCUUUUAUUAAAUGCUUGUGCAGGUUUUGUAAUUCAGUACAGAAAGUUUAACCUUGUAAUGUACAUUUUUGUAUGUAAAAAGUCUUUUAAGUAGCCUUAUCCUUAUUUAAAUAAACUGAAUAAAAUUAUUGAGUAGGUCUGUCAUUCCUAAAAAAAUAAAGUGGAAAAGUACUCUGUAAUGACUUGAUCUCUCUUUAUUUGAGCAAACGGUAUCAAACAGUGUUAUUCUGUAUAGCACGGCCUUCUGUACUUGGAUUGAUUGGGAUCAGGGUCAGGCGUGACCCCAGUAGUUCAGCCACAUCUUGGGGCCCCUGCUGUGAAGUGGUGGGUGCUAGAGUGGCCUGGGGUUUGGGAUAUCCUGACACUACAGGGGCUAACAUGUUGAUUGCCACUAUGCGUUGAGGGAUGGAAAUGGACAACCCCCGAACCUUAUCCCCUCUAAGCUUUCUUAACAAAGGGUGACAAACCAGUUGAGGGAUUAUUUGUGUUUGGGGUGAUCUUAAAAAAGUUAAUUUCUAAACGGGUAUCUUAAUAUUGGAGACUGAAGCUCUAAACUGACUAACUUGGAAAAGCCUGGAGUAACCUUCUACCUUGAACUUAAAAAGUAGAUCCUUCAUUUUUUGUCUGGACAAAAGAGACAAAAUCUUAUUUCCAUUUAGAUUGUUUUUGCUAAAGUGCUUUUUAGUAACUGAAGUGCUGUACUCUGUCAGUUAUUAUUAAACUUGGUUGUCUUCCCUAUUGUGGCAGAAAAAAUAAAGAUGCGAAUUAAUUAAGUUCCUGCUCAAUGAAAUAAUGGAUAAUCAUAAUGACAAACAAAUCAAACCGAGUCAUGAAAUAGUGAGGGAUGGGGAAGGUAGGGUGAGGAGCUACUUUAAAUAUAGUGGUUAGGAAAGGCCUCUUCGAAGAGAUUAUAUUUUGGGGAAAAUAGUUAUGGAAAGUUUUCAGGAGAAGCAUCCUACGUGUGAUAGAUUUUAAAUGGCUACAUAUUCUUUGUUGCUCCUCCCAUCCAAGGUGGAGUCUGUUUCCCACCACUUGACUAUGGACUGGCCUUGUAAUUCACUUUGAUCAAAUGAAUGCUCCUGCUCUUACUCUUGGACGCCUGCUGCAGCCAUGCGAAAGAGCCAGCUAGAAAAACAUGUCCCAGCCAACAGCCAGCACCAACCACCAGAGAUGUGACUGUUAGUCACCCAUCCCCACUCUAGCUGCCAGGUGACUGUGGCUGCACGAGUGUCCCAGGUGAGACCAGCCCAAAGAGCUGACUCAGAAUCCUGAGCAAAUAGAAUGGGGGUUGUAUUCAGCCACUAAGUGUUGGGGAUGGUUUGCUAUCCAACACUGGAUAACCAAGAUACCAGACAAGGGCAAAGGGAAACCCCUGAGGCUGUUAGAACAGAAAAACUGAUGUACCUCAGAUCAGUGAGACAGCGGGGAGGGUCAUAUAAAAUCAAGUCAGAGAAGAUAGGCAGGAGCAGGUGGUGUGGGAUCU
This is a messenger RNA of Diceros bicornis minor, 5116 nucleotides long. RefSeq names its product chromosome 40 C2orf49 homolog (gene TSLIG2). The transcript is spliced from 4 exons. The record is from RefSeq and is a predicted model, not a curated record. Gene Ontology annotation, biological process: embryonic morphogenesis. Bases 34 to 732 code for a protein of 232 amino acids. Lineage: Eukaryota; Metazoa; Chordata; Mammalia; Perissodactyla; Rhinocerotidae. Gene Ontology annotation, cellular component: tRNA-splicing ligase complex.